Arabis nemorensis is the source of this 474-nucleotide messenger RNA. The record is from the annotation of a GenBank genome assembly. NCBI's taxonomy places the organism in Eukaryota, Viridiplantae, Streptophyta, Magnoliopsida, Brassicales, Brassicaceae.
AUGUAUGCUGACGCUGCUACGGAGGAGGAGGACGAUGCUACCCCGCUCCCACUCCCAACGUGUAUGCUGACGCUGCUGCGAAGGAGGAGGACGAUGCUGCCCCGCUCCCACUCCCAGUCCCAGCGUGAGGAAUGUAAAGCGAUACUUCUUGUUCAUGACACAACGCCUCAUUUCCUUGAUGGAAGAGUUCUUUUCUCGAAGCAGGCAGAGCCGGUAAUGCCUGUAAAAGAUCCAACAUCUGACAUGGCUAUAAUCUCACGGAAAGGAUCAGGUCUUGUCAGAGAUAUUCGGGAGAAGCAAAGUAUGCAUAAAUCAAGACAGAGGUUUUGGGAGCUUCCAGGUUCCAAUCUUGGUAAUAUCCUUGGUGUUGAAAAAUCACCUCAGCAGAUUGAUGCCGAUACUGCUCUAGUUGGUGAUCAAGGUGAAGUAGACUUUAAAGGAGGGGCAAGAUUUGCUCAACAUAUGAAGAAGUAA